Periophthalmus magnuspinnatus is the source of this 1857-nucleotide messenger RNA. RefSeq names its product T-cell surface glycoprotein CD4-like. NCBI's taxonomy places the organism in Eukaryota, Metazoa, Chordata, Actinopteri, Gobiiformes, Gobiidae. The record is from RefSeq and is a predicted model, not a curated record. The transcript has 9 exons. Gene Ontology annotation, biological process: T cell activation; interleukin-15-mediated signaling pathway; positive regulation of ERK1 and ERK2 cascade. Gene Ontology annotation, cellular component: membrane raft; external side of plasma membrane. Bases 66 to 1007 code for a protein of 313 amino acids. Gene Ontology annotation, molecular function: MHC class II protein binding; protein tyrosine kinase binding.
AGACUCUGUGGAAGUUCAGCGUCAGCUACAAAAGACGUUUCAGAAAUUGAAGAACGUACGGCACAAUGCUGCUUGUUUGGGUGUGUGUGAGUGUGCUGCAGAGCGUGUGGCUGAACGCGCCGUGUGCUGCAGAGAUCAUGGACCAAACCAAACCAGGAGGAACCGUGGCUCUGACGUGCAGCAUUUCAGACUCCACAAAUACCUUAAGCUGGUUCCACGGCGGCAAGCUCAUCCACAGCAUCAACCCCAAAAAUGGGCUGCCUUUAAGAGGUAAAGCGGAAAUGGUAAAAAGAAGUCGUCUGAAACAUGAGACGACACUGGAGAUUUCUGGAGUUACUCGUGGAGACGCUGGACUGUUCACCUGCAAAGUCGGACGUCAAGAGGAGCAGCACAGGCUCAUCGUGGCGUCGGCGUCCGUGGCCCCCCCUGUUCCCCUCGUGGUUGGCGGCGGUGCGGUUCUUCGCUGUGACGUGGACGGACUUGCCGACGGUUGGACGGUGCAGUGGCGAGGACCCGGUGGGCGGAGCCAUGAAGCGGCUACGGUCCACCUGAGUCCCGUGACCGAGCAGGACGGAGGAACGUGGGAGUGCGCGAUCACGCCGAGCGGAAAAACCAUCACCGACGUAAAGAUUCAAGUCAGAGAUCCACUUCCUCCCACCUCUCCGCCGCCCCCUACCACAAGAAUGACCGUCGGCAACAAGGAAGCGUGUCCGCACUGCGUGAACGGCACACAGACGGCACAGACUCCGCCUCUUCUGCCGAUGGAGCUGAGCUGGUGGGUGUGGGCCGCCAUAGGAGGAGGCUGUGUGGUCGUUUUGCUCUGGGUGCUCGCGCUCAUCAUGUACAACCGUUUAAGCCGGAGAAAGCGACGAUUCAUGAAGAUGAAGGAGGCCGCGCUGUUAAGACCGAAGAACUACUGCCAGUGUCCAGGCCCCAGAGUCACGACGGGCCCCGGCAGAACCAAACCCUCCGCUCCGGCGCCACCUCCGGCCCGACCCGAGCCGUGACCCGGAACACGAGGCCGAAGAGACGAGAUUAUAUAAUGUGUAAAUAUGUUUGUUCUGUGUUUCUGCGUAAACGACGACAAAUUUGAACCACAAACUGUUUAAAGAAGCGACUGAAAGAGACGGUCGAGGCUAAAGCGGAGACGAGUUUUAUGUUUGGAAUUCAGGAGCCAAUCAGGAGCGAGGAUGUUGAAGGUAAAGCCCGUUCCCGCUCGCAUCACUGGUUUAUCAGGGAGCGGGCGCUUAGCAACGCUGUCAAUCAAACCUGUUGCUAAGGAGCGACCUCGAGGAAAGAAGGACCUGAUCUGUCUGUUAUUAAUGUUCAGAUCUUGAUUUACACAAUAGUUUCUCUCUGUGUCCCUCUCUCUUUCUCUAUGUCUCUCCCUCUUUGUCUCUUUCUGUCUCUGUUUUUCUCUCUCUCUCUCCCUCUCCCUGUCUCUCUCUCUCUCUCUGUCUCUCUCUCUCUGUCUCUCUCUCUGUCUCUCUGUCUGUCUCCCUCUGUCUGUCUCUCCGUCUGUCUCUCUCUCUGUCUGUCUCUCUCUGUCUCUCUCUCUCUCUGUCUCUCUCUCUGUCUCUCUCUCUGUCUCUCUCUCUGUCUCUCUGUCUGUCUCCCUCUGUCUGUCUCUCCGUCUGUCUCUCUCUCUGUCUGUCUCUCUCUCUCUGUCUCUCCGUCUGUCUCUCUCUCUGUCUGUCUCUCUCUCUCUCUCUGUCUCUCCGUCUGUCUGUCUCUCUGUCGGUCUCUCUCUCUCUCUCUGUCUGUCUCUCUCUUCACAGACACAAUAGUGAAAUAAAAACCCCAGGAUGUCGAGGUUUAAUCUGAACAUUAAAAUGACUCAGAACUUGUUUUAGAUUU